AUGUCCCGAGAAGAGCUAGUGGUGCAGCGGGCCAGAAAGUCCUUCCAGACCGGGAAAACCAAACCUCUGGAGUUCAGGAUCCACCAGUUGAAGAGUCUCCUGCGCCUCAUCACAGAGAGACGAGGGGACAUCGCAGAGGCUGUCAAAAAUGACCUUGGCAAGGUGAAAAAAGUGUAACUGUCUUGUUACUAAAUUCAUGUCAACCACUAUUGUCCAAAAGCCACAGAGAGGUUGAACUGGUUCCAGAUGUGUGUUUGGGGAAUAGCCACAAAUCAUAGUCAGAUUGUUGGUCAUUGUGUGAUCCAUUCAUUCACAAGUCCAAAUAUAAAUGUCUGCUAACCUCUUACUAAGUGCGAAUAAGAUAAGCUCAAACUAAACUCUGAAGAUAUUCCACAUGGACAUGGUUGAGAUUGGUUGCUGUCUUGUGUGUUGCACAAACUUGUGUGUUUCAUGGCACUUUCUCUUAAAUUUACCCUAGAGGACAGUAAAAGGGAUAUUCCGGCGUAAAAUUAAUUUAGGGUUAAACACACCGUAACACUGAGUUAGACACCCCCUCGAGAGAUGUAUUUUGCUGACUGCUUGCUUCUCUAGUUAUACCAACUUUAGUAACAACUGCAGAUAACAGCAGUCUAAGGAGCCAUAAACAAACCUCAACCAAUAAGCCACUUUAUAGCCACAAUAAUGCUCAGAACAGCACCUAACUUCAUCAACAGUACAUGUAGGGUCCCAGCCAUAGUACUAGCCACCAAACAUCUUUUCAACUUUGCCUGAUUUCUUUGACAAAGAGACUAAACACAACUCACCUACUCUCUUUCAGCAGACGCUUGUUUGUAGCGGGGUGACGCAGCUCAAGGAAGAACAUUUAUGAUCAUUUCUUCAUAGAAAUGCAAUCAGACCACGUCUGCAGUGCAAAAUUAUAAAUAUGAUGAUUAUUACUCCAAGCAAAUGAUAAAGUAAUGAUCAUAGAUGUUCUUCCUUGAGCUGCGUCACCCCGCAGCAGUCCGUAAUGGACUGGCCUGAGGUCUUGCUACAAACAAGCAGCUCCUGGAAGAGAGUAGGUGAGUUGUGUUUCAUCUAAAGAAAUUGCUAAAGGAAUUGGGCAAAGUUAGAAAAAUAUUUGGUGGCUAGUGCUGUGGCUGGGACCCUAUAUGUACUGUUAAUGAAGUUAGGUGCUGUUCUGAGCAUUAUAUGUGACUAUAGAGUGGCUUUUUGGUUGAGGUUUGUUUAUGGCUCCUCAGACCGCUGUGUAUUGCUAUCCUGUGGUCGUUACUAAAGUUGGUAUAACUAGAGAAGCAAACAGUUGGCAACAUUCAUCUCUAGAGGGGGUGUCUAACUCGGUGUUAUGGUGUGUUUGACCCUAAAUUAAUUUUACGCCGGAUUAUCCCAUAAGUAUGUCUAAUGAAAUGUAUGUAUAUUGAUGCACGUCUUAGAGUAGGAUCUAGAGAGAAAACAAACAUCAUGUGUAUGUGCUACAAAUUGCUUCAGGUCUGGUUUGACACAGGUGCUGACAUGCAGUGCUCGAGGCAAUGCAUAGAAUGUUGCACAUGACUUCAAAAUUGCGUUAUAGUGUUAUACAAGGUUAAUCUGACAAAAACAAAUUAUUUAGUUUAUCUUUCUUACUAAGAUGAUGUGUAGAACAAAGCCAUGUCAAUGUAGGAUCUUCUUUUUUUUUAAUUACCUUUGUUAUUGUUUCAUAUUUUCCACCACAGGGUCUUGCUUACAACCUGUAAUCAACAUUAAAUGUUAACAAAACUUAUAUUUUGUCAAUACUGUGUUGUGUCGUGUAUGUUUCCACACAAAGGCAAAACUAUCUUCUCUUGACUGAGUCAGCCUUUUCCAUUAAAUACAUCACAUUUAAAUAAAUUUACACACAUAUUGAACCUUAAAACUAAAUAAAAAUUACAGUUAACCCCUUUCGUUUGAAAAUUGGUUGAGAUAUGUACUGAAAUAUCUUUAGGAUGACACUUUGGCAUGGGCUUCAUCUUUGAGUAAAUGUAGUACAACAACAUGAAUUGUGCAAUGUUAAAAAAAAUACCACAGAGAAAUUUGUGAAAUACCGUUUAGCCAGUAAUCAGAGUGGCAGUUUAAAUUUUUGUAAUAAUAAUUCAAGCUCCUGAUUGCUGAUGAAAAAACUGUCUGAAAUAAAUACUGGCACCUCCCUAUGAGCUUUGACGGCAAACCAGACUAUCAACCUUUAGAGUUACUAUUUCCACUAUUUCUAGUAUCAACUAUUUCUGGUAUUUGAUCAUGUCUGAAUCUGCUGGUUUACUUGUUUUUAAAAAUUUCCUCCAGAGUGAGAAGGGGACAGAGCUGUUUGAGACUAUGGGGCUGGAGGGGGAGAUCGAGCUUGCUGUGGAUAAGUUAGCAGAGUGGGCGGCGCCUCGACCGGUUGAAAAGAACUUCCUCACCAUAACAGAUGAGGUUUACCUGCAGCCAGAGCCUUUGGGAGUGGUGCUCAUCAUCGGGACCUGGAACUACCCCUGGGCUGUCACCCUGCAGCCGCUGGUCGGAGCCAUCGCAGCUGGUAAUUAAUAGUAGCUCAGCUUUACAGGUGUUGUUUGAGGUACACAUCACAGCGAUAGCAUACCUAUAGCCCUUGAUAAAGAAAAUACAUGAUAUGCUAGAAUGAUUAUGAUAGUCUGUAAUUUGCAGGACAAUUCCUUAAUAUUGAACCAUAAUAUAGGAAUAACAAUGAGUACAAACUGCUGUUAAAGGUAAAGUGAUUUAUGUUGUGACACAGUAAGUCAUUAUGCUAUUAUACUCUGAUAAGCAACAGAGGCGCAACAUGACAUGUAAUACUCAAUGCUGCCCACAGAGGGCACUUAUGUUACACAUAAAAACAGCCACAAGGUAAGGCUGAUGAGAACAUUUUUGUGAGAUUGUAUUUAUUGCUUAAUCAACCUUCUUCUAAUCUUAUCUUAAAUUAGAUGUCAUACAUGCAUUUGAGCAGUUUUAGGUGCUUAUCUCUAAGCUGAUCAGGAUGCAGUGCAGCUUUCACUUAUUAAUCCUCUAAGACAACAUGGAUGACAACAGUUUAGUAGAAAGCUGCUUUUACUUACUUUGGUUUUCCUCAUCAAUUCAAUAAUAAAGGCUGUAACCCUGUCAUGCCAACUUAUGUGUCUCUUUUUUCAAUUCUUCAGGUAAUGCAGCGGUAAUAAAGCCAUCCGAGGUCAGCUCUCAUUCUGCUAAAGCUAUGCAGGAACUCCUGCCUCUGUAUCUUGACAAAGUAAGCUCCUAUCUCUCUGUUAAAUAUGACUCAUUUACUCUCGCCACUUUUAUCUACAGAUACAUUUAAUGACUGCAUGCUUAUCUCUAACCCUGCAGGAUCUAUACCCAGUGGUGACUGGUGCAGUACCAGAGACCCAGGAGCUGCUGAAGCAGAGAUUUGAUCACAUCUUCUACACAGGAAACACCAUGGUGGGCAAACUGGUGAUGGAGGCUGCAGCUAAACACCUGACUCCGGUCACUCUGGAGCUGGGAGGGAAGAGCCCCUGCUAUAUCGACAAGAGCUGUGACAUCACUGUGGCAUGCCGGUCAGUCUGUGGAACAACAGAAUGAUCCUGAUCUGAUCCUUUCUUCACAGAUGGGCCCACAGUCUAUCUAUGUGCCUUCAAUCUGAAAGCAUACACAUUAAAUGAAUAUGACAUAAUAAGAUGUAUUCUUUUUAAACCCACAUAGCCGCAUCACAUGGGGGAAGUUUGUAAACUGUGGUCAGACCUGCAUCGCUCCAGAUUACAUCCUGUGUGAACCGUCCAUCCAGAAUAGAGUGGUAGAAGAGAUCAAGGAAUGCAUCAAGGUGAGUUCGAAGUCAAGAUUUUCACGUCAGCUAUUUGUAAGAUUGGAACAUAACAGACUUAUCAAUAAAACAGACACCACAAAUGAAGAAAAACAGCAGCAUCAUGUGAGGAAAAAAAGAGUCUGUAGGAUGUCAAUAACAACGAAAUGACAACAAUCUAAGAUUUAUUCUUCAACUACUUUAUUGCAGGAAUUUUACACAGAAAAUCCAAAAACCUUUGAGGAUUACGGGCGCAUCAUUAACCAGCGGCACUUUAAUAGACUCGUGGGUUUGAUGGAGGGGAGCACGGUGGCUGUCGGUGGAGACAGUGAUGAAUCCCAGUGCUACAUAGGUACCUGAAGAGUUUGAUAUUCUAUUCACAAAACCCUUUACUCCACACUUUAGACCACAGGACUUAUCCAGCCAUAGAAAGUAAUAUCUGUAAAUUAUAGCCUAUACUCUUCAAAUGCCUCUCUUCUUCCUGUCCUCUCAGCUCCUACCGUGUUAAAGGAUGUGACGGCAGAAUCCAAAGUGAUGAAAGAAGAGAUCUUUGGUCCCUUACUUCCCAUCAUCACAGUGAGCGGCGUAGAUGAGGCCAUCCAGUUCAUCAACGAGAGAGAAAAACCUCUGGUUGUCUAUGUCUUCUCCAAUGAAAAGAGGGUAAACACAUCACCUCCUGCAGACAUGUUUUUCUCCUGAGAGGAGAAUACAUAAAAGGUUUUUAACAGGAUUUAGGUUUGAAGUGGUAGUAAUGAUUUUAGACCAUAGCAUAUGUUGAUGACCAAACCUUUGCGGUAGCAUUUCAUCUGAUUGUGUCAAAGAAAGAGAAAAAAGAAGCAAGAAAACAGUACAAUAGGAACCAGAUUUCAAACAAUUUGAAUUUGGCAAAAAAAACAAUCACGAUAUAUUUUGUCAUAUCAUCUGAUCUCUUCUAUUAUCAUGAUUUUUUUUUUUAAAAUGCCAGUUUUAAAGCAUCGUUACUAAAAACUAAAGAAAGUUGCUCUUAUUUCUCGCGCAGCUCGACCUGGACAUGUCUCUGUGUCCUCUACCCGUCCUGCUGCAGCUGCUGCUGCGGCGGCUGAACAGAUGAUUUGUUUCAGUGAUCAAAUGAGUUUAUUAUAAUAUUAAGUUUUGUGAGCCAAAUAGGCACGAAAAUAGAGCCCAGAGUAUUAAAGAGAUGGAUCACUGAAUGGAAAUAAAGUCUAGAGUCAAGUCUAAAGAAGGAAAAACACUCAAAACGUAUCACCUCUUCAACGUCGCUCAACACUCAAAAACUGGUCGUUUUUUUUUACACCUCAUAUGUGUUAUGUUGCCGUGUGUGUAACUAAAUAAAGAGCUCUGUUAUAAUCAAUGAGGUACACAUAUAAGAUCACAAUCAGUCAUCAGAACAACUACUAAGAAUAGCUCUCCAAAAUGAUAAAAGUGGAAUGGAGAAUAACAUGUUUAGGCUUUUAAACUGUGUUCUGUUGUCAAUCAACCUUAAACAGCCUGUACACCGCCCACACACACUCUAUGUGGUUCUUACUUAAUAAAAACAUUUUAGGUCGGUGAAAUCAACAUGUCAGCGUGCUCUGGUGAAAGUUUGUCACUUUGGUAACUACAAGAAACAAACUCACACAGCAGGUACAGAGGUGCAGGGACACAGAAAGAAAACAGAGUUUCAGUAAAAUUUGUUACCGUUAUAUCUGUGGUUGUUAAAACAGCUCCUAUGGAUGUCUUUUUGUCUUUGUUAUUUAGUAAAGUUCCAGUGAGGAACUUUUGGUUUGUGUCGAUGUUGAAAAAAACAUUUCCCUCACAAUUUUUUCUGACUCUGGCUUUCUGGUGAACAGCUGAUCAAAAGGGUGAUAGCUGAGACGUCCAGUGGAGCUCUGCUGGCUAAUGACUGUUUGGUUCACUUCACUGUCAGCGCUCUGCCCUUUGGAGGAGUCGGUGAGUGUUUCAGUAGUUCAAUCAAUCUUCAGCUUUUCAGCCUCCUCUAUACUCACAGGAAAGAGUCUGACACACGCUCUGUCCUCCUCUCACUCAGGUAACAGUGGUAUGGGCUGUUACCAUGGCCGGCACAGCUUCGACCAGCUCAGCCACCUGCGCAGUUGUCUAAUCAAGCAGCUGAAGAUGGAAGGGGUGAACAGCAUGCGUUACCCGCCUCACACUACCAAGAAGCUGGGUUGGGUUCGAUUCUUCAUGCUGAAGAGGGUGAAUGUGGGAAGGCUGUGGCGUAUGGUAAUGCUCGCCACGUUGGUGGGUUUAGCAGCAUUUGUGGUUCAGGUAAAAGAAGUGAAAAACGCUUGCCCAAAAUCAGAAAGACUUUUUCAAUUUAUGAACUUUUUUCAGUUAAAUCUCCCUGAAAUAACCUCUGGAUUCUAAUCAAAGUGAAGUGCUGUCUUUGGGGAAAAAGUACUAUGACACAAAAGGACACAUCCCUCUGCAAUUUGUACCAUUAAAGUAGUUGCACUGUAAUAAGAGACACAGCUUACUUGUUGGAUAACAAAAUUUGUUUUAAAAGAGGGUAUGAUGCUCCAGGUUUGAUGGUAUCAAGUGUCAGUGUGGGUUCCCCUUUAAUGCAUGAACUCUAGAUAAGUUUAGGACAAUAAAAAAGUAGGGCUGUGCAAAAAUAUGAAUGAAGCAAAAAUCAGCUCCCUGUCCACCAUAAGAUGCAUUUAAGAGUUUCCUUAAAUGGUGUGGCGCUUCAGUACAUCUCCAAACUCCUGCAAGUCUACACUCCUGUCAGCUACUUCCUGUGGUCCCUAAGACCAGGCUAAAAACCAGGGGUGACCCUAACUGUGGAACAAGCUGCCCCCUCACAUCAGACUGGCCCAAACCAUACCAGUUUUUAAAUCACUGAGGCCAUUCCACCUUAACACCUAAGUGUGUUGACUUGUGAGGUCUCUAUUUUCCUGGGUUUUUUAAAUGUACUUUUAUACUGAAUAUUUUGCAGUGCUCUUUGGGUUUUUUUUUGUUUUACUGAUUGAUUGAACUCAAAUUUACAACCCAGACCAUUCCUUUGAUGUCUCAGUAUCUCAUCAGAUAAAGUCUCUGUUCAGUAUAAAUGAGUGCUGGUAGAUGAGGACAGCUGGUGGGGUUGAUUUCUCCCAACAUUCAUGUUUCAUGUACUGUUGAAAAAAAGCUUUGGUUCCUGAUUUUUUGGAACACUUGCAUGUUUACGAAUAUGAUGGAUGUUUACAGCUUUUUAAAUAAUGACAAAUCCAUUUUUCCCAAGAAACCCAGAUAUGAGCACUCCUCCUCCCCACAUACCCACAAUCCCACGGGACUGGACCUUCACACAACAAUGGCUUUGUCUGCUGCAGACAAUGUGUUGUGUUGUCCAGGAAAUCUAGUCUCAUAACGCCCCCUCAUCUACCCUCCCUUUAAUUACCCAUCGUGCUUCGCUCUCCUCUGCUAAAUGGCUCCUUUUGUUUGGGUCCACCCCACCACCUUUGUUGACGUGCACACUUGUUGCUGCUCCUGUGAACGGUUUAACUAUCUGUUGUGUUUCUGAUUGUUAGCUAACACUGAGUUUGUGUGUUUCUUUCAGAGGUUCUUUAGAUGA
This is a messenger RNA of Xyrichtys novacula (pearly razorfish), 7322 nucleotides long. Lineage: Eukaryota; Metazoa; Chordata; Actinopteri; Labriformes; Labridae. The record is from the annotation of a GenBank genome assembly.